Messenger RNA from Triplophysa rosa, 6840 nucleotides. RefSeq names its product glutamate receptor, metabotropic 1b (gene grm1b). The transcript has 10 exons. Gene Ontology annotation, biological process: G protein-coupled glutamate receptor signaling pathway; regulation of synaptic transmission, glutamatergic. Gene Ontology annotation, cellular component: postsynaptic density membrane. The record is from RefSeq and is a predicted model, not a curated record. Gene Ontology annotation, molecular function: adenylate cyclase inhibiting G protein-coupled glutamate receptor activity; G protein-coupled receptor activity involved in regulation of postsynaptic membrane potential. NCBI's taxonomy places the organism in Eukaryota, Metazoa, Chordata, Actinopteri, Cypriniformes, Nemacheilidae. Bases 187 to 3660 code for a protein of 1157 amino acids.
UGUUUAUAAAGGAGGCUGCAGAAAGCACGCGCAGUUUGAGCUCCGGCUGCGCAACAGAGACACGCGACGGCAGCGCUGAGAAAAAGAAAAGCUCUUCAUAUGGCUAUGACUGCACUGGAAUGCGGCAAAUAUUUGCAUCUCUAAACAGCACAAUGGAUAUGAGUGGAAACAUCUGACAGCACAGGCAUGAUGUUGAGAAUGAACUUAACCUGUUUUUUGUUCAUCUUAGUCUUAUUGUUUUAUACUCAUUCCAUGUCAGCUGCUAAAUCACGUGAGAGGUCAGGGGCACCCAGAGCGGCAUCCCGCUCGGUGGCGAGGAUGGAUGGCGAUAUCAUCAUUGGGGCUUUGUUUUCUGUCCAUCACCAGCCGGCGGCAGAGAAGGUGGCGGAGAGAAAGUGUGGGGAGAUCAGGGAGCAGUAUGGAAUCCAAAGAGUGGAAGCGAUGUUUCACACGCUGGAUAGAAUAAAUUCUGAUCCGAACCUUCUGCCCAACAUCACUCUGGGUUGUGAAAUCAGGGACUCCUGCUGGCACUCUUCAGUGGCUUUGGAACAAAGUAUUGAGUUUAUAAGAGACUCUCUCAUUUCUAUCCGUGAUGACAGAGAUGGAUUGAAGUGGUGCGUUGAAGGAAAUCUUUCUGCUCAGCCGCCAUCUUCCAAAAAGCCCAUUGUUGGCGUCAUUGGACCUGGCUCCAGCUCAGUGGCCAUUCAGGUCCAGAACCUGCUGCAGCUUUUUAACAUCCCCCAGAUUGCAUAUUCCGCCACAAGCAUUGAUUUGAGUGACAAAACUCUUUAUAAGUAUUUCCUCAGGGUUGUGCCAUCUGACACGCUUCAAGCCAGAGCUCUCUUGGACAUUGUCAAGCGGUACAACUGGACGUAUGUGUCAGCCGUUCACACUGAGGGGAACUAUGGAGAGAGUGGAAUGGAGGCGUUCAAGGAGCUGGCGUCUCAGGAGGGUCUGUGCAUCUCUCACUCUGACAAGAUCUAUAGCAAUGCCGGAGAGAAACAUUUCGACCGUCUGCUGAGGAAACUCCGAGAACGUCUGCCCAAAGCUCGUGUGGUGGUCUGUUUCUGUGAAGGAAUGACGGUCCGCGGUCUCCUCAUGGCCAUGAGACGUCUCGGCGUCGCUAGAGAAUUCCUCCUCAUUGGCAGUGACGGAUGGGCGGACAGAGAUGAGGUCGUGGAGGGUUAUGAACAGGAGGCUGUGGGGGGCAUCACUGUCAAGCUCCAGACAGAAGAGGUCACGUCAUUCAAUGACUACUACCUGAAGUUACGCCUCAACACCAACACCAGGAACCCGUGGUUUGCUGAAUUCUGGCAGUAUCGCUUUCAGUGUCGACUCCCGGGACACCCGCAAGAAAACACAAACUAUAAGAAGAACUGCUCAGAUGGUGAUCUAGGUUAUGAAAGCCUGGAAGACAACUAUGUCCAAGACAGUAAGAUGGGUUUUGUCAUUAAUGCCAUCUAUGCCAUGGCUCACGGCCUUCAUGACAUGCACCAGCACCUGUGCCAGGGACACGUCGGGCUGUGCGAGGCGAUGGACCCCAUCGACGGCAGCAGACUGCUGGACUUUCUCCUCAAGACCUCCUUCACUGGUGUAUCUGGAGAGGACGUGUGGUUUGAUGAAAACGGGGACUCGCCGGGCAGGUAUGACAUCAUGAACCUGCAGCAGGUAGAUCCUGGAGUCUAUGAUUAUAUACACGUGGGCUCAUGGCAUGAAGGCAUUCUGAGUAUUGAUGACUACAUGAUUCAGAUGAACCGCAGUGAGAUGGUUCGCUCCGUCUGCAGUGAGCCCUGCUCCAAAGGAGAGAUUAAAGUGAUCAGGAAAGGUGAGGUGAGCUGUUGUUGGAUCUGUACGGCCUGUAAGGACAAUGAAUACGUUCAGGAUGAAUUCACCUGUAAAGCCUGUGAACUGGGAUGGUGGCCGGAUGAAGAGCUACAAGGCUGUGAGCCGCUUCCCUUGCAUCACCUGGAGUGGAGCCAUCCGGAAUCCAUCGUGGCCGUCGUCUUCUCCUGUCUGGGCAUCCUGGUGACCAGUUUCGUCGCCUUCAUCUUCAUCCUGUACCGUGACACCCCCGUUGUCAAGUCCUCCAGCCGUGAGCUCUGCUACAUGAUCUUAGCCGGAAUCUUCCUGGGUUACAUCUGCCCCUUCACCCUCAUCGCCCGCCCCACGACAGCUUCGUGCUACCUACAGCGUCUGCUGGUGGGACUCUCGGCCUCCAUGUGCUACUCCGCCCUCGUGACCAAGACCAAUCGCAUCGCUCGCAUUCUGGCGGGCAGCAAAAAGAAAAUCUGCACACGCAAGCCUCGGUUCAUGAGCGCCUGGGCUCAGGUGGUGAUCGCCUCCAUCCUCAUCAGCGUGCAGCUGACUUUGGAGGUCACGUUGAUCAUCUUGGAACCUCCGGAGCCCAUCAAGUCCUACCCGAGUAUUCGAGAGGUUUUCUUGAUUUGCAACACCAGUAAUAUGGGCAUGGUGGCGCCGCUGGGCUACAACGGCCUUCUGAUCCUCAGCUGCACGUACUACGCCUUCAAAACUCGCAACGUCCCGGCUAACUUCAACGAGGCCAAAUACAUCGCCUUCACCAUGUACACCACCUGCAUUAUUUGGCUAGCCUUCGUGCCCAUUUACUUCGGCUCCAACUAUAAGAUCAUCACCACGUCCUUCUCCGUCAGUCUUAGCGUGACCGUGGCUCUCGGCUGCAUGUUCACGCCGAAAAUGUACAUCAUCCUCGCUAAGCCCGAGAGAAACGUACGCAGCGCGUUCACCACCUCGGACGUGGUGCGCAUGCACGUGGGAGAUGGGAAAAUCGCAUGCAGGAGCAACAGUCUGCUAAACAUGUUUAAACGCAAGAAAAAUGCUUCUGGAAAUGGCAAUCCUAAUGGCAAGUCUGUGUCAUGGUCUGAACCAGGUUCAAGACAUCCUCCCAAAGGAGAACACAUGUGGCACAGACUGUCAGUACAUGUGAAGAGACAGGAAUCCGGCUCCAACCAGACGGCUGUCAUUAAACCGCUAACAAACACCUACAAUAACCCAGGCAUGGAGUUUUCUGACCUGAGCACCAAAACACUUUAUAACGUCGCUGAGGAAGAUGAAGGAGAGCCCGUCAGGUACAACUCCCCCGGCAGCCCCCCUCUGAUAGCUCUCAGACAGUCUCCAAUGAAGGACACGGGCUCGGAUCUCAAUUUUUACCCCCCCGAACAACAUCUGCCACAAAACAGUGUUCUCCCCCAUCGUAUUAUUCCAGAAGGAAUGGCCAAAUUUCAUUCAAACAUGUCUGAUCUGGAUCCGAUUAUAAGACUGCCUGAGCCGGGUCACGGGUUUGGGUUGACAGCCGGGCAGCCGGUCAUGCCCAUGUACCUGGGUUCUUACCCGGAUGAGCCCGCCUCCCCUCUGGAGGAUGUUGACAACGAGCAGUUUGGACUCCUUCAUGGCUACAUGUAUGACAAUGCACAACUUCAUGAUGAUGAAGAGCUCAUGCAGAUUAAAAUGGCGAUGGAGGACUCCGUGGCUCUCAUGCCGCCUUCCCCGUUCAGAGAUUCUCUUGGCUCGGGCAGCCCCGUUCCCAACUCCCCCAUGUCCGAGUCCAUCUUAUGCAAGCCUCUGAGCAUGACCUACGCGUCCGUCAUUCUCAGUGAUUUUAAGCAAAGCUCUUCAACCCUUUGAACAAAUUGAACACAGGCCGUCAUUGCAGGAGACACAAGUUGCACACUUGUCUUUGCUUUGUAAUAGCUAGUAUGUGAAGCUAUGUUGCACAUGUGUGAUAAGAACAUUUAAAGAGAUAGUUUGUGGUGUGUGUACAGUAUGUGUUACAUGUGCCAGGGUCCAAAAAUUACCACUUGCCAAAAGCCGGAUGCAAAUAAAAAUGUUUUAGUCAUUACAUGGGUUGAAUUGUAGUUAAGACAUAUCAACCCGUUGUUUGCAUUUCAGUUGAUUUAAUCUUAGUUAAACAUUUUCUAUAUUAACCAAAAAGUUCUUUACAGAGUUCAUAUGAGGACUAUUCCUCACAUUAAGCAACCAAACAAAGCCCCAAUAUGUCCUAUUGUUUUAUAUUUCCAAUAUAGAUCAUAUAAGGAAAAAAAUGUUUUAUAUAUUUGAUAAAUAAUGUGAAAUAGUGUUUAAUAGGAAACAUAAGCAGUCAACACACGCAGUUUCUGCCAAUCUCAUAUUAAUAUGGAGUACCUAUACAGUAGUAUUGCAUACGUCGAAUCUCCGAAGAGUAUUUAGUUUGAACAAAUUUAUAAAAGAGAGAUACAGCUGUACGAUUAUUUCCAGAAAAAGACGAGCUGCUGGAGGCGGGCAGGGGGGAGCACACAUUACAUCAUCGCAUUAAUCCCUUUGUGUUUUUUACAUUAUGCACGUACACGCUCAUUGCCAACAGAACACAGACAUAUGACUUAAUUCAACUUCAUGUCCGGCAUCUUUUAGCACUGGGACCGCUCCAUCUAUCAGUUUCAAACGAUCUCCAAAUCCAGUGUUAUAUCCAGCAUUUAUGUAACAUCCAUCACUGAAAUGCCGCGAACAAACAAACACACCUCAACUUCUCUCACUAUCGCAAAUGUAACGAGCUGCAGCUGCAGGCCCACAGCGCAGCCGAUCUUGACGCAGCGCAGCCAAUCUUGAUAAGCGGGUCUUCCUAUCACUCGUCGGUUGGCACGUGGACGGGCUAUUUCUUUCGCCUUGCCAUGGGCGUGCUUUUCUGGGAGAAUUACCCUAUAAAAGGAAUAGGAUCCCUGUUACGAAACAGAGAUCCAGACUUAUAAAGAACUUUCCGAAACAAGUUGCCGUGCUGGGGGAGUGUAUCAAGCACAGAAAUAAUACGUCAUAUGUCCAACUAGUUUUUUAACAAGUUGACCAUGUUAAGCAUGAGAAGCCAAUACGUUUAACAGUGUAAAGAAGUCAGAAUGUAUGAAAUAGCAUCUUACCCGAUCUUUAAAACCAGUACGUUUUCUCAGUUUAGCUGCUAUUGGGAAGUGUGGCAAUAAAUACAAUGUUGGACCCUAAACAGAACUUGAUCAGUAGUGGAUUGAAUUGUGUUUGACAGCAAACUAACAUGACUUGUACUGUUUAAAUUCUGUUAUUUUAGAUCAAAUCAUCUAAUAUUCCUUCCAUUGUAGCAAUUCGUGAAAGUGUAGGAAUGAGUAAAUCUGGGUUAUUAACAUCACAACACAGCAUUCAGUCAAUGGAACAAUUAUUUACAUGUUCAUUCAAGUAAGUGUAGAUAAACCUAUGAUUAGUAACAUGUAGCAAACAUGAAUAGUAUUUAAGUGCCAAUGUGUAAAAGACAACUUCAUGUCAACAGUUUUAACAAUGUUGUCUCUUUCUGUGCAGUAUGUGUCGGUUAAAGAGAACAAGAGAAAUUGUGUAUAAUAAAUUGCUUUAGUUUGCUGUUGAUUUUAUAAAUGAAGUAAAUGUAAAUAUUAGUACGUACUGUACUUGUAAUCUCUGGAUUUAAAUGGUCAUAUCUCAAAGCAAGAGCUUGGAAUAUUAUUAUAUGUUUAAUUUAAAAGUUGGACUAUUUAUUUCUUUAAUGAUCUAUUGAUUGGAUGAUUUAGUUAUUUUGGGGGGUAUCUGUACUUCAUUGGUAGAUGAAGGUUUUCAUAUCUCUACUGCUUUCAAACAGUCGAUGUAUUCAAGCAAAUAAGGGCCACCGACGGCAAUUUCACCAGAAUGUAAUUCUUAUCAUAACAGUCAUGUUUGCAGUACACUUGUGGAAAAUUACAUCCUCGGUUACAUCCUCUUGACCAUUUAAGUCCUGCUCUUAACACUUACAAAAAUAUUCAGAAAUGUUAAGGGAUUAGAAAGGCUUGUAUUUGAGUAACUUUCGAUCAAAUAAUUAUUGGUGUAUAUGGUGUAAGUUUUCUUAUCAAUUUCUGUCACAGUGUAACGUGUUGCUUUUGUAGCUUGACAGAUUGCAUACAGUACAAACUGCAUAGUGUUAAAAUACAAUAGCUUUAAAGAGAACAUUUACCGCUCUUAUACUGUAGGCUAUUUAUUAUUGCUACUCUGUAGAGUCGAGAUGUUUAUUAAGAUCAAAACAUAUUUUUACAGAUUAAUUUUAGUUGUAAUAUAUUUGUCAUUUUAGGGCAUGUUUUGCUACUGUAGGUUUACGAUACAUUUAAAUACGAUACAUUUUGUAAGUAAUUCUCAUUCUCAGGGUUGUUGUUAGUGUGUGUGUGUGUGUAGCUGAUGAUUCCCCGAAAUGUGACCAGUUUCUGCAUAUUACUGUUUUCAUAUGACAAUGUCAAAGAACUGUGUCUGAUGUGUCUGUGUCAGUGCAUAAAGCACACGAGAUCAUAAACACUUAAAACGGAUUUGCCGGCUUUGUUUACAUGUUUGAUGCACUUUCUGUUUGUGGGAAACAUACAGUACAGGACCACUGUAAAAAAAAGAACGAGGCAAGCCUUCAUGCAGCAGAAUAAAUAUCGGAAGAUCAGUUAUUGCAGAUGCUAUUCACUAUCAGUCAAGAUGUAGUCAGGAGGUUCAAAACUAGGAUUUACUAAACUUUUUUGGUGAUUGGAAAACCAAAAUAUGAGGAAUCAAUUUUUAAAAGGAUUUGAAUUCUGAGGACUUGAAAGUAACAACUUGUGUGCAUUCUAAGGUCACUUAUUAGACCUAAACAGUUUCAACAAAUGAAAUUUCCUAAAUCACAACUAAUAAGCUCUCCCUAUUUUUCAUAAACAUUUACUCAGUAACCUUUAAUCAAAGGUUUUUUUCUCCAUUUAUUUAUCAUUAGAGUUUGGGUUCCUCGCCACAUGUUGGCUUACUUUUAUUAGAUAUUAUUUAUUAAUUAUUAGAAUGAUCUUGCUUGCUCUAAACACCAUGCGCUGUGUUUAUACCUUUUCU